This is a messenger RNA of Morus notabilis, 832 nucleotides long. RefSeq names its product 60S ribosomal protein L11-1. The record is from RefSeq and is a predicted model, not a curated record. Gene Ontology annotation, cellular component: cytosolic large ribosomal subunit; ribosome. Lineage: Eukaryota; Viridiplantae; Streptophyta; Magnoliopsida; Rosales; Moraceae. The coding region runs from base 99 to 647 and encodes 182 amino acids. Gene Ontology annotation, biological process: translation. Gene Ontology annotation, molecular function: RNA binding; structural constituent of ribosome. The transcript has 5 exons.
AAUACAUAUUAGGGUUUCUCCGUCCAUCGCUCACUCCUUCCAAAAAUCCCAGUUUCUUUUCUUCUGUUUCUCCUGCGCCUCCAACUCGAGAAACCCUAAUGGCUUCGGAGAAGAAGUUAGCGAACCCCAUGAGGGAUAUCAAGGUCCAGAAGCUUGUCCUCAACAUCUCUGUUGGUGAGAGCGGAGAUCGUCUCACCAGAGCUGCUAAGGUGUUGGAGCAACUGAGCGGCCAAUCACCAGUCUUCUCCAAGGCAAGGUAUACCGUUAGAUCCUUUGGAAUCCGUCGUAAUGAAAAGAUUGCCUGCUAUGUCACUGUCAGGGGUGACAAGGCAAUGCAGCUUUUGGAAAGUGGUUUGAAGGUGAAGGAGUACGAGCUGCUAAGGAGGAACUUCAGUGACACCGGAUGCUUUGGUUUUGGUAUACAGGAACAUAUCGAUCUUGGGAUCAAGUAUGAUCCUUCUACUGGUAUUUACGGAAUGGACUUCUAUGUCGUCUUGGAGCGUGCUGGUUACCGCGUGGGCCGCCGCCGUAGAUGCAAGUCACGUGUUGGGAUCCAACACCGUGUGACAAAGGAGGAUGCCAUGAAAUGGUUCCAGAUCAAGUAUGAGGGUGUGAUCCUUAACAAGUCCCAGAACAUUACUGGUUGAAUAGGCUAGCAUGAUUUGUGGAACUAGUUUCAGUAUUUGAGAUAUUAGAUAAUGUUUUGUCUACCAUUUUCUUUCAAUUUUGAGUUUUGUCAAAACUGGAGUUGAUAUUUUCAAGACGGAUGAAUGGUUGUUUUUUCUCCCUUUUUGUUUGGAAUAUAAUUUACUUUGACGAUGUUCGAGCAAAA